Hylaeus volcanicus is the source of this 4363-nucleotide messenger RNA. RefSeq lists its product as uncharacterized. The transcript has 12 exons. The record is from RefSeq and is a predicted model, not a curated record. Bases 312 to 2840 code for a protein of 842 amino acids. Lineage: Eukaryota; Metazoa; Arthropoda; Insecta; Hymenoptera; Colletidae.
UAUAUGUACACGUAAUUUAUAUUUAAAGUGUGUUGUAGAAUGAAACCAAGCAAUAAAGCAGAAAAUUGGGUUUAUUGAAAGCUUUACCGGACGUUUUAGCAGAUACGCAAGUCCGUUUAGUCUACGUUGAUAUACCAAUUCUGAAUAUUUUGCAUGGAUAUAUUUCUUGUUUCUUUAAUCAAAAAUAUGAAUUAGAAAAAUGAAAUUUCUUUGUAAUAAAAUACAAUGAUGAUUUCUCUUGUUCAUUUACUUAAAUAAACUGAUAGAAUCUUUUUUUCCCUGUCAAACCAACUUUUGUUGACUCGAGUGUUAUGAAGGACUUGAAACAAACUGUAAAAUAUUCAAAUCAUCCAUCUAGCAAUUUUCAAACAACAUUUCACGUAUCGAAUAGAAUUGCAAAAGAGUGUCCGUUUCAUACCAAAUAUUUAUCAUGCAAUUCCUACGUACAAAACAAUUCAAAGAGACAUACUGAAGCGGAGUCACGAGGAAUGUUGCGUCAUUGGAAUAUUGUGCAGAAUAAAUUAUGUUAUAAUUCAAGACCUUUUAGGAAAAUGUCGGAAGAUGUACUAACAUCGUAUUGUGAACUCCUGAAUGUCUUUGAACUAAAUUGGACUAUAGUUGAACCGCUUUGUGUCCCUCCGUGUGCCGAUUUUAUACCAUCCACAAAAAUAAUGCAUCCACGAAAAUCUACUUACUUAAACAGUUUACCUUUGUGCUUUGUAAACAUGAGUCAGGAAGUGUUUCUAUCUCAAGAGUCUGCAAUGUCGUCAGAAGAUGCCUUUUCUUUAACAUGCUCCUGUGCCAAGUCCUAUGCUUCCUCGGAGCAGUCCUUAGAAGAUAUUCUUGAUGAUAAUACCACCCAUACUUCAUACACUUUUGAAUCCAAAGUGGUAUCCAAUGUUUUGAAUCGUUCACAAGAAGAUACAUCAUUGGGUUAUUUAAAUUCAACGUUUAAUAUGCAGAAAAUUUUUUGUCAUUAUAUUUUGUUCCCUUUUGAAUUAACAUCACAACAAUGUAUCAUUGAAUUUCCAGGAAGUUACUCGGAAUCUUCCUUAAAAGUUCUUAAUUCUAACGUAAUCUCCGAUGAUGACCAGCGCAACUACUUUAAUUGUGACUCCACUAAAAGCGAUGCAACCUUGAAUCUUUUUGAAUCAAAAAUUAAGAAAGCUGACGUUUCUUUAUUAUUGCAACCUCAAACACCUUUAUUUCGCGUGGGUUCAAAAAGUAUUAUUUCUUCAAAAGAAUCAUGUACUGUUGGAACAAAUGUACCAGGACGGUCGACAGACCUUGAUGAGUAUAAAGCGGGUAUUCAAAUCAUGGCGUCCAAAAAUUUAAGCUCACCUGAAAUUUCAUAUUAUGUGUCGAAACAACUUGAUAAGUUAGAACUCACAGGAUGCUGUUAUCCAUCUAAUAUGUUAGUAAUUUUUUUACAAAUACCGUUUAACGUUAAAUAUUAUUUGCAACAAAAUGUUUAUCAACGUUCUUUUGGACCAAGUCCUUUUUAUUUAAAAGAUGUCAAGCCAAUUCCAAAAUGUAAUCGGUUUUUUUUACAAAAUAAGAAAGUUACGUGGCAUAAUAACGUGUUCGCUCGAGUUUUUCAAUGGAAAUCAAAUAAAAAACCAAUGCUUAUUCGUUCCCGUUCAUUAAAUUCUCGGGACUUACAAAAAAAAUCAAUCUCUUUAUUUGUUUUUUGUUCUGGUAAAGAUAUGAUAGCCUUUGAUUGGUUACCUUUUUUAAGCCGUUUGUAUAGUUUUUCUGUACGUGAAUAUAAAUACAAGAUGAGUUCUAUUGAACAGUUUAAUGAUACAGUAACAUUAAAAGUACCGUCUUAUUUGAAUCGUCAACAACCAUCCAAGGCAUCGGUUCAAAUCCAUUCCUUCAUAGAUAAUUCACAUUGUUCUUUACGAUUCGCGUCACUUAUUCUUGAAUAUCCAGGCUCCGGUCAGUCUUCAGGUUCUGCUUCAAUCGAAACUGUUAUGGAAUCAACUGUUAAUGGUUUAGCAAAAGCAUUAGAAGAGUUAUCCAAUCGCCUCUGUGUAUCUCAUAUUGAUAUUCGUUUUAUUGGAUAUUCUUUAGGAUCCGCUGUGGCUCUCCGUUUAGCGCAUAUUCUGAGCUUAGACAUUGCCCAGUGUAAUGAAUUGACAACAACGGUAUUGAAGUCGCCUCUUUUUAAUAAUUUAAAAAAUCCUCCUGAUAUUACGAUGAGCCGUGUUAUACUUGUAGCUCCUUUCACUUCCGUAGCUGAUUGGGCAACAAUGUAUUUGAAAAUUCCUUCUGUAUUCCAACCUAUUGCCAAAAAACUGAUUGAUCCACUUUUAAAUAUGGCAGGCAUCUCGUGGAAUAAUAGUGAAUACAUAAAACAUCUCUCUCUUAUUAUAAAACAAUAUAUCCAUAUGUUUCCAUCUUUUAAAAUUCACAUCUUUCAUGGAAAUAAGGACUCUAUGGUACCUUUUUAUAUGGGUGAAGAACUUGCGUCCCUUUCGAAACGUAUUUUUGAAACCGAUUCAACGUCCAAAUACGGUUCAUUUAACGAUGCUACGUCACUUUUCUCGCAAUGCGAAUACAAAACCGCACCGUCUACUUCACCGCGACACUGUAUGCCCGUAUGUGAACCUGUUACUCAAAUUCAGGUUUCACCUAACCCUUCUGAGGCACCAAAUUCAUUUACAGUCAAAUCUGUUUUUUUGACAUCGUUAGAGUCGUCUUGUAAUCGCUUUGUUCACUUUCAUGAAAUGAAUGUGGAUCACCACACUAUUAUGAAGGAUGCGAAAACGCAAGAGGCUAUUUUUGAUGUGUUAUUAUCAUCGUGGUGUGUUGCUUUUUCAGAUGAAAGCAAAUGAUAAAGAAACUAGGAUUAAACUGAAGAUAAAAUUAUUUUUUUUAUGCAAUUGGAAAAGAAAAAAACAAAAAUGUUUGUAGAUUCUUUUUUGAAUAAAAAUACUAGGCAUAAUGCGCGGUUGAUGAAAACAAGGAAAAAAACACGUUUAAAAAAAGUUUUUAGACUGUUUGCAGAACAUUAACAUAAACAAAUAAAAGUUUUUGGAACUUUCUGCAUAAAUAAAAUCAAACAAUUUUUCAUAAAUAAAGAAAAAAUAGAAUUGAAUUUUUUGAAACAAAGGUGUAUUUAUUAAAUAUCAAAUGCUUGUUGCUGCGUCUGUAUUAGCAUCGGAUUUCUCUUGCUUGGGUCUAGAAGCUGAAAGAAUGCUGCAAGCUGGAGCAGAUUGGCUUCAUUUAGAUAUAAUGGUAACAAUUUUUUUUUAAUAAGAUAUUUUCUUUGGAAAGAACAUUUAAAAAACGUUAAGUUUUUUUUUUGUUGUUUCUAUUGUAAAAAAUUGUUUUUCAUCAACCAAACCACUAAAAGAACGUCUAAGUGUAUUUGCUAUUUUUUCUUGUUUGCGACUGUAGGACGGGUAACAGAAGAUAAUAGAAUUCUUUAAUUAAUUUUACGUUUCCAUUUUAGUCAUUUUGUUCCCAACAUAUCCUUUGGUGCACCAGUGGUGAAAUCAUUACGAAACCAUAUUCCAAAAAAAAAAGCGUAUUUUGAUUGUCACCUUAUGGUUUCUUGUCCGUCUCAAUGGAUAUUAUCUUUCGAACAAGCUGGAGCAGAUCAGAUAACAUUUCAUUUUGAAUCUUUAGAAAAUGAUUGUACUAAAGCCAUUGAACUUGCGAAAUGUAUAAUAGACAAAAAUAUGCAUGCUGGAUUAUCCAUUUGUCCAGAGUCGUCUUUGGAAUCAUGUCUUCCCGCGUUACAAAGUGGUAAAAAUAAAAAAAAAAAAAAUUUCCUCACAUCUGCCAUAUAAAUUACCAUUUUCAACGAAGCACUUUUGUUUCUUAGGACUCUUUCAUACUUUACUCAUUAUGACAGUAAAACCUGGUUUCGGAGGUCAAAAAUUUAUGUCUGAUAUGGUUUCCAAAAUCCAAAAAGCUAGAUGUUUGUUUCCUGACUUGAUUAUUCAAGUCGAUGGAGGCAUAACUGUUCAAACCGCUAAGGUAUUGAUUUUUCAUUUUUAUCUUUUCAACAUGUAUCGAAUUUUUCGUAGAUAUGUCGGGAAGCGGGAGCGAAUUGUUUUGUUGCAGGUUUUAAAUAAAAAUAAAUAUAUUUUUUUAAUUUUUCUAUUGUUCAUUGUAGGAACCGCAUUAUACUUGGCGGAGAAUCCAUCUUGGACAAUUCAGAACUUUCGUCAAAGCUAGGUUAAAAAUAAUGUUGAUUGAUAUAUGGAAAAGAAACAAUAAUUAGUAGUCACUUUGAAUGAAAUAUCAAGGUUUUUUUUUAUUUUUAGUAAUAAGAUAGAAAAAUUUCAGAUCAUCCUGCAAGACUAAGUAUUACUUGAGAAACAUACGUUCAGAAGAAGGUUAACAUAGC